UUUCAUUCUUGAAUUUCCUCGCACAUACUAUAUAUUAUCGUUAAAGCUAAUAUUUUCCGGUGCAAGUAUAGUUUACCACUAAUUUACCGUAUACGUUCUAUAAUACAGCGAAAUGACUAGAUGCCGUAUUUGUUGUGGUAAUGGGAGGGUCUGCUGUGGAAUUUGUGGUGGCGCUGGAGGUGCUAUCCAACCUGUCAUAAAUGGGUUACAAUUGAGAUUAGUUUGCUCACGAUGUGCGGGAACUGGUUCUGUGAUUUGCUUAUAUUGUAAUGGGCUUGGUUAUAAAAUCCAAUGAUAAUUGUGUUGAUAACUUUCACCCAGUGUUUUUCCAAAGUCUUUUUAUUUAAUUUAUUAUAAUUUUCAUACAAUUUUUACCAUUUGAUAUUCGAUAAAGUCUAUUGAAAUCCAAGUGUGUCUAAAUUUAAAGCUUUUGUUCUUUAUUGAAUGUUGUCAUCGUUUAAUAAAUAAUUUUUUAUCCUUUGGAAUAAUAAAAUCAAAUUAAGUAA
This is a messenger RNA of Rhizophagus irregularis DAOM 181602=DAOM 197198, 506 nucleotides long. Lineage: Eukaryota; Fungi; Glomeromycota; Glomeromycetes; Glomerales; Glomeraceae. The record is from RefSeq and is a predicted model, not a curated record.